UCUGCCUCAUUGUUGGUCAUCUCUCUCAUUGUUGGUCCUCUCUACCUCGGUGUUGUGAUUGCCUCAUUGCUGGUCAUCUCUCUCAUUGUUGGUCCUCUCUACCUCAGUGUUGUGAUAUCUGCCUCAUUGUUGGUCAUCUCUCUCAUUGUUGGUCAUCUCUACCUCAGUGUUGGUCCUCUGUACGUCAGUGUUGUGAUAUCUGCCUCAGUGGUGGUCAUAAUACUGAGUGAUACUGUCACAAUUAACAACACCAUGACCAACACUAAGUCUCCGCUGCUGCUGCUUAUAUUGACCCUCAGCUUAACAUGCUUAGGGUCGUCCUCUGGCCAUGUGCGACAGCCUAGAGCCAGUGUUGGGAUCGUGGGUGGUGAGGUGGCCACCAAGGGACAGUUCCCGUACCAGGUGAGCUUCCAGGAGAGGGUGCUCGGUGUGUGGAUACACUUCUGUGGAGGUUCUAUCAUUGCACCUGGCUAUGUUAUCACCGCCGCUCACUGCGUCGAGGGAGCAGACUUCACCUCUCCACAAGGACUGCGGGUGGUGGCUGGGGAGCAAGAGCUUCACCAGGUGGACGGGGAUGAGCAGGUGCAACACAUCAGCUUCAUCAUUGAACAUCCAUUCUAUGACCCGAUUACCUAUGAGAACGACAUAGCCAUCCUACGCCUGGAGGAGCCUCUUGUUUACACGCAGUGGGUAAACCAGAUAGAACUGCCCCAGCCGGAUACCAACUUUACUGCAGAUUUGAGGAAGGUGGUAAAGGAACCUGUAAUGGUGAUUCAGGCGGCCCCUUAGCCUGUGGGGCAUCUCUGGCAGGAAUUGUAUCCUGGAGUUAUGGCUGUGCCGAACCUGGCCUCCCUGGUGUCUACACGGAGGUGUCUUACUUUCUGGAGUGGAUCUAUGCACAUGUCACUGAACAGCUAGCAAAAUAAAGUUUGGUGUUAACAUGGAGCAGGAUAAUACAUUUUUCUAAAAAAUAAUUUUUUUUAAGUUACUGUUAUUGUCCUCUGAAAAACUGGAAUAAAAUCUGAAACUGAA
Messenger RNA from Cherax quadricarinatus, 1032 nucleotides. NCBI's taxonomy places the organism in Eukaryota, Metazoa, Arthropoda, Malacostraca, Decapoda, Parastacidae. The record is from RefSeq and is a predicted model, not a curated record.